Messenger RNA from Ictalurus furcatus (blue catfish), 1763 nucleotides. RefSeq names its product chondromodulin (gene cnmd). Bases 98 to 1030 code for a protein of 310 amino acids. The transcript is spliced from 7 exons. Gene Ontology annotation, biological process: negative regulation of endothelial cell proliferation; negative regulation of angiogenesis. Lineage: Eukaryota; Metazoa; Chordata; Actinopteri; Siluriformes; Ictaluridae. The record is from RefSeq and is a predicted model, not a curated record.
UCUUACACCCUCCCGUCACGAGCCCCAUGCCUAACUUUUCCCCUCUAUUUGCUAAAACCGAACAAGUGAACACUGUGACAGAAGUCUACAACCAGCCAUGGAGGAGACCUCUGAGAAAAUCCCUAUUGCUUUGGCCGGACCUGAGGAUUUACAACAGUUCAUGCCACCUGCGUACGCCACUGUCGCCGUGAAGCCCUCGAGCUCCGUGCGCGUGCUCAAGAUCGCCGUGGGCGCGCUGAGUAUCGGGGCCGUGCUCUUGCUGCUCGGAGCCGUGGGUGCCUUUUACUUCUGGAAUGACAAUGACAAGCACGUGGUCAAUGUCCACUAUAGCAUGAGCAUCGACGGUAAAGUGGAGGAGGGCUCCAUGGAGAUUGACACAGUGAACAACUUAGAGAGGUUCACAACAGGCAGCAAAAAUGAUGAAGCAGUUGAAGUCCAUGAUUUUCAAAUCGGAAUUACUGGAAUCCGUUUUGCUGGAGGAGAGAAGUGUUACAUCAAGACUGAGGUCAAAGGUCACCUUCCAGACCUGGAAUCUCUGAACAAGGGGUCCCUGACAUUUGACCUGGAGGAUGAGGUCAUGCCUGCCAAGUUCGUAGAAGACCCUCUAAUCUGGGUCGCAGCUGAUCAGCCCCUGAAAGACACCAGCUUCCUCAGUGCCAAGAUUUUGGACCUCUGCGAUGACGUGCCCAUCUUCUGGCUGCGUCCUAGCUACCCAAACAGAGAGCAGAAGAAACCAGUUCCAAGGGCCAGACGUCAGGCUCCGGGAGACGACGACCGCACUCCAUUCAACCCUAACAACCCUUACCAUCGUCGUGAGGGUGAGGACAGCCCUAUGACGGUUGACACCAUGCUGGACCACACAGGUGUGUGCUGCUCCGAGUGUCGCCGUAGCUAUACACACUGCAUGCGUAUCUGCGAGCCUCUGGGUGGACACCAAUCGUGGCCAUACAACUACAGAGGCUGUAGGCAAGCGUGCCGUCUCAUUAUGCCAUGCAACUGGUGGGUGGCUCGCAUCAUGGGCCUCGUCUAAAGGCUCCACAGAGGACGAACUCACAAAGAAAGCUAGUUUUCAACAUAGAAGCCUCAUCACAAGCAUCACUUUAUUAUGAUGGGGUCUAAAGUAUUAGAAUAUAGGUUGUAUUCAGUAUGCGAGUCUGUUAUUGAACCGUGCCACCAUUGCUGGGGAACAAUGUGAAGGACUUUUGGUUGGCUUCAAAAAAUAUGAACAAUGUACAUUAAAGGAUUAGUUAUUGGGAAAGAAUUCUAAUGUAUAGUUGUACUUAGUGAGCAGCCAAGAUAUUUUACUCUUCUUUUUUUUUUCCUCCUUCUUUUCUUUCUUUUUUUUUUGUGUGGCACCAUCAAGUUAAUAAGUCAUGAAAGUCAUUCAUGCCCACAAUCAAUGUGAUGUGAACUAAAGUAAAGCAUUCUUUUUCUUCUGAUGUAAAUAUAUGUAAUAAGUUGCUUCAGAACGCAGCAGACAAAUCUUUGAAUCGCAAAAGUAUAAACGCCUAAAUAUGAGAUAUUUAAGAUUUAACACUUGCUAGAUUUAAAACCAUUUUGUUUCCUUGGAUAUUGCUUUUGAUGCGACAUAAAACGACUUCUGGCCUUUUUUUAUGUUGACAUCAGACAAAUAUUGCUGCUUUGAAAGUGCUGUUUCAAUAUAAAAGUGUAAUAAAGAUCUUUUUCUACAUUAAAAAUGAAUUACGUUGUCUCUGCUUUAGCAAUUGUUUCAUUCAGUGGUGAAGGCCAGAACUUGGGGGGGG